AGCGUGGUGUGCCGCAAACCAGGAAGAUGAAGACAAGUGUGAUUUUACUCUUGGCAAUUCUGUUUGCAUGGCCCGAUGGGAGAGUAGCUGCAACGGCCUUGACGUAUUCAAUGGCGCCUCACGAACGGGCAUGCUUUUACACCCAAGCGAGUCGUGAAGGAGAAAAGAUUGGCUUUUACUUUGCGGUUCAAGCGGGCGGCUCCUUUGACAUUGACUAUGAAGUGACGGGCCCUGCAGGCAAUCGCAUCUUGAAUGGCCGCAAGGAACGGCAGGGCGAUUUCAUCUUUUCUGCCAAACAACCGGGCGAACAUGCCUUUUGCUUCUCGAAUACAAUGUCCACAUUUUCUCAGAAAACCAUCGACCUUGACAUUUCGUCUGAAAAUGAGUUUACUGUACUCAAGGCGACCGCAGAGCAACACGUUAAAGGUCUGGACGACAGCGUUGGUAACCUCAACGGUGCCCUCAAUGGAAUACAACGCAUGCAGAAAUAUUUCAGAACAAGGGAGAAUCGACACUUUGAUACUGUGAAAAGUACACAGGCGAGGAUCUUUUGGUUUGGUGGAGGAGAAGUUGCCCUUGUUGUUCUGGCAGGGCUGCUGGAGGUCUUUGUAAUUGAAAAGUUGCUCAACGGCAACCGUACCGUCAAUGUCGUGUUUUAGGAAUAUCCAUUACUGUCAUUGGAUAGAUUGCUUGUAUGGCUGACAUUUGUUCAUUCUGGCUGGUCGGUGUGUGGGUGUGCUAAUGUCAAAGCCAUGGCGCAGGUGGCUGGGCACUGGGUUGCUGCGCCCGUGAAAAAUGAAAAAACGAGUUGCCCCGCCAACAACAACAACCAAUCAAUAGGCCACUAAAUUUCCGA
Spizellomyces punctatus DAOM BR117 is the source of this 856-nucleotide messenger RNA. RefSeq lists its product as uncharacterized. Gene Ontology annotation, cellular component: COPII-coated ER to Golgi transport vesicle; Golgi apparatus; endoplasmic reticulum-Golgi intermediate compartment. Lineage: Eukaryota; Fungi; Chytridiomycota; Chytridiomycetes; Spizellomycetales; Spizellomycetaceae. Gene Ontology annotation, biological process: Golgi organization; endoplasmic reticulum to Golgi vesicle-mediated transport; intracellular protein transport. The transcript has 2 exons. The coding region runs from base 27 to 659 and encodes 210 amino acids. The record is from RefSeq and is a predicted model, not a curated record.